Messenger RNA from Stegostoma tigrinum, 3142 nucleotides. RefSeq names its product C-X-C chemokine receptor type 2-like. NCBI's taxonomy places the organism in Eukaryota, Metazoa, Chordata, Chondrichthyes, Orectolobiformes, Stegostomatidae. The transcript has 2 exons. The coding region runs from base 129 to 1208 and encodes 359 amino acids. The record is from RefSeq and is a predicted model, not a curated record. Gene Ontology annotation, biological process: neutrophil chemotaxis; immune response; G protein-coupled receptor signaling pathway. Gene Ontology annotation, molecular function: C-X-C chemokine receptor activity. Gene Ontology annotation, cellular component: membrane.
GUCAACAAACAUUGUAGAAAUAUUCUCGAAGCCUAUGAGUUGUUUUCCUGCUUGUGUCUGGCAUGCUAAAUGGUGAAGCAAAUCACUUUACCAACCAACAGACAACAUCAAUCAUCUUGUGAGAAGAAAUGGAGAACAUAGCCUUUAAUUUGUACGAUAUGAACUUCAGUGAUAUAUUUGAAAACUACAGCAGUGACUGGUACUCUUACAUUGAUCCUGACAUAAGGCCCUGCACCCUCGUAAUUAGUGGCAAUUGGAUCAACACGUUUCUGGCUGUUAUCUACAGCCUGGUGUGCUUCCUCGCUGUGACAGGGAACAUUAUUGUAAUGAUUGUCCUACUUUAUGAUCGACGUACCAUAUCAUCCACAGACACCUACCUGCUACAUCUGGCAGUGGCUGAUCUGCUCUUUGCUGUGACCCUGCCUUUUUGGGCAGUGGAUGCUGUAUCUGGCUGGGUGUUUGGUGAUGCCAUGUGUAAAAUUAUCAGCAUGUUACAGGAGAUUAACUUCUACAGUGGGAUUUUAUUGCUGGCUUGUAUCAGUAUUGAUCGUUUUCUGUCCAUCGUCUACGCUACACGGGUCCACAUGCGGAAGAGUCCAUUUAUAUGUCAGGUGGUUUGUGCUGCUGUUUGGUUGAUGGCUAUUAUCUUAUCUUUACCAGUUUUAUACAAAGGCAAAUUUACUCCACCCGGUUUCACAAGACAGAUGUGUUAUGAGAUGCUUGUUGGGGAAUUGGCUGAAAAGUGGAGAAUAGUCACCAGGUUUUUGCGGCAUUUUAUUGGGUUUGUCAUCCCUCUCGCUAUCAUGAUGUUCUGUUACAGUGUGACAAUCCAGAGACUGUUUCAAACAAAGGGAUCACAGAAAUAUAAAGCGAUGAAAGUCAUCAUAGUGGUGGUGUUGGCUUUUCUCAUUUGUUGGUUCCCACACAAUAUUACUGUGUUCUUCGACACACUGAUGAGGAGCAAGCUUAUUGCUGAAACUUGUGAGAAGCGUAAUCAUAUUGACCGAACUCUAUUGGGAACUCGAAGUUUGGGAUUCCUGCACAGCUGCAUUAAUCCAAUUAUAUAUGCAUUCAUCGGGGUGAAAUUCAGGAUGAAUCUGUUCAAAAUUUUGGAGAGUAAAGGAAUUAUUAAACAAAGAAGAAUGGCACAAUAUAGGAGAUCUGUAUCUUUCUCCUCUGAAGUUGGACUAAUUUCAAGCAACAUAUAGAAUCCUUAUGAUCUGGUUACUGUGACCAAUCAGUGAGAUACCAAGUAUAAAUAAAUAAGGUGAAUAUCAAAGGCUCAAGGGUAAUGAUGCUGUGCAGUGUUCAGAAUCGACCAGAAUAAAUUGACAUAUCCUGCAUUGUUUAUUGUUUUAAUAUGAAAUGUGAAAUGCUUAGAAAUAAGGCUAACCUCUUUCCAGUGUAGAAGUUCUGGAUCUGAUGGUGCACCAAUCUUCAUCACAUAUUCUAAUUAACUUUUAAAAAACUUAAUUGAUAGGAUGUGGAUGGUGCUGUCUGCUGCUGGAAAUUCAUUCCAUACACGAAGCACUCUGUGCAAAACAAUUGUCUGCAUGUGUUAUUAAGAUCUUUCCCCUCUCACUUUAAUUGUCCAGAGGCUGGUUAAGAGUCAGCCACACUGCAGUGAUUCUUGAGCCAGAUGUAGACCAGAUCAGAUAAGGAUAGCAAAUUGCAUUCUGUAAAGGGAACUUUCUUAAGGCAAGAACAAAUUAAUGUGAAUACUGGAUGUUGAAAAUAGAAACAGAGAAGAUUGGAAGUUCUCAGCAUGCCUAGCAGCAAUCAUAUUCUGAAGAAAUGUCUUCAACCUGAAAUGGUAACUCUGUGUUACUCUAUUGUGAUGAAAGGUGUAUAGUGCAUUAUAUUUUGAGUUUUGUUUUAGAAAUAGAAGGCAAAUGGAUAUGGAUAAGUUCUGAGAAUUAAGUAUUUUGAAGCAGGCCAGAAGUUAUUUUCUUCAGCAUAGAGUCAUAGAAUCAUAUAACAUGGAACUAGACCCUUCAAUCAAAUCAGCCCAUGCCAAUCAGAAUCCAAAAUUAAACUGGCCCCACUGCUUGUGUUUGUCCCCAUAUCCCUCUGAAUCUUUCUUCUUCAUGUACUUAUCUAAAUGUCUUUUAAACACUGUAACUGUACCAGCAUCCAUCACUUCCUCUAGACGUUCAUUCCAUACAUGAAUCACUCUGUGUGAAACAAUUGCCCGCAUAUGUUUUUUAAGUCUUUCUCCUCUCACCUUAAAAUUAUGCUCUUAAGUCUUGAAAUAUCCCACCCUUGAAAUAAGUCCCAGCCUAUCUUUAUAACUCAAACCUUCCAUUCCUGGUAACAUCCUGGUAAAUCUCUUCUUAGCCCUUUCCAGCUUAAUAAUAUCCUUCCUAUAACUGGGUGACCAGAACUGGACACAAUACUCCAGAAGAAGCCUCAUCAAUAUCCUGUACAAACUCAACUAACAUUCUACAUGUAAAUCAUUUGUAUAAAUGUCAAGCAAAAGUCAGCCCAAAACCAAUCCCUGUGUAACACCACAAUUUCCUCCCCAACUUCCCCACAUGCCUUCCCAGAGGUUUAUCCACUUUAUAUUGUAAUAAAACCCCCAGACCUUCCUCUUUAGUAAUGUGAACUAUUUUCAUAACAUUGACAUUUAUUGUCUUGAAUUCUCUAUCCUCCAUUUCUUUCUCUACAGUAAAAAUUGCAAUGAAAUAUUCAUUGAAUAUCUCUCCUUUCACCUGAGGUUCAACGCAAUGAUGAUCUCUUUGAUUUUUAAAGGGCCUUACUCUCUCUCAAGUUGCUCUCUUGAUCUUAACGUACUUGUAGAAACUUUUUAGAUGAUCCUUGACCUUAAUUGCCAAGGCUAUCUCUUGUCCUCUCUUUGUCUUCCUGAUCUUCCUCUUAGGAAUGCUGCUACACUCUCUACACUGUUCAACAGCUUCAUUUUAACCCAGUUGUUUAUAAAUAAUAUAAGAUUCUUCUUUAUUCUCAACAAGAACUUUGAUAUUCAUCUGGUGCCUUUUAAGCCUACCAACAACCUAACUGCAUCAAUUUUAAAAAAGCAUGUUAGUGGGGGCGAUAGUCUACUGGUAUUAUUGCUGGACUGUUAAUCUAAAGACACAGAUAAUGUUCUGGAGAGAGAUAAUGGGAACUGCAGAUGCUGGAGAAU